Messenger RNA from Didymosphaeria variabile, 492 nucleotides. RefSeq lists its product as uncharacterized. The transcript is spliced from 3 exons. The record is from RefSeq and is a predicted model, not a curated record. NCBI's taxonomy places the organism in Eukaryota, Fungi, Ascomycota, Dothideomycetes, Pleosporales, Didymosphaeriaceae. Bases 1 to 492 code for a protein of 163 amino acids.
AUGAGGUUCUCCGUCUCUGCGGCUGCCCUCCUCGUGGUCGUCCCUCUCGUUGCGGGUGCGCCUUUCGAAGCCAAACGUCAGGUCGACCAGCUUCUUCAAGGUGCGACCGGCACAGCUGGCGAUGUUGUUGGUGGAGUCACUGGCGCAGCAGGCGAUAUUGUCGGCGGAGCUGGCAACACAGCGGGCAGUGCCCUUGGGGGCGUAACAGAUGCAGCUGGCGGUGUUGUCGAUGGGAUUACGGGCACUGCUGGCGAAGCCGUUGGAGACGUCACUGGUGCUGUGGGUAACCUUGUUGGAGGUCUCACUGGCACCGCCGGUGAUGCUGCCAAUGAUGUAGGCAACGCUGCAGGGUCGGCGACUCAAGGAGCUGGUGGUCUUCUCAGUGGCUUGACAGGGUCACUCAGCGGGUCUGAUGCGAACGCUGGCUCAGCGCAAGGCAAUGGUGCAGCCGCUGGUGCAGGUGCUGCAUCGAAUGCAAGCGCAAUCGCUUAA